AUGGAUACCGGAUUCUUGCACGUGAAAGGCGAUACUAUCGUUGACGGCAAUGGGGAGGGGGUUGUCAUGAGAGGAGCUGCCCUUGGAGGAUGGAUGAAUAUGGAGAACUUCAUCACAGGCUUCGCAGGCCACGAAGCCCAGCACCGCGCCGCCAUGCGUCGAGUCCUAGGACAAGAGAAAUACGAAUUCUUUUUCGAUAAAUGGCUCGAGUACUUCUUCACCGAGGCGGAUGCCAAAUUCUUCGCCGAACUAGGUCUGAACUGUCUGCGUCUGCCUUUCAACUACCGCCACUUCGAGGACGAUAUGAACCCGCGUGUGUUGAAGGAAUCAGGGUUCAAGCACUUGGACCGAGUUGUCGACCUGUGCGCAGCACACGGUAUCUAUACCAUCCUGGACAUGCACGCCGUCCCAGGUGGCCAGAACCCAGAUUGGCACUCCGACAAUCCCACCGCAUAUGCCGCUUUCUGGGAUUACAAGGACCACCAAGACCGGACUAUUUGGCUCUGGGAACAAAUCGCCACCAGAUACAAGAAUAAUCCUUGGGUUGCUGGGUACAACCCGCUCAACGAGCCAUGCGAUCCCGAGCAUGUGCGGCUGCCCGCAUUCUAUGCUCGUGUUGAAAAGGCGAUUCGCAAGAUUGACCCAGAUCAUAUCCUGUGGCUAGAUGGGAAUACAUUCGCAAUGGAAUGGAAGGGAUUCAACGAGGUGUUGCCGAACUGCGUGUAUGCCAUGCAUGAUUACUCGUCAAUGGGUUUCCCCACCGGCGAUCGGUACAAGGGCACAGACGAACAAAAAGAACGCCUUGAACGCGUGUACCUGCGCAAAGCACAGUUCAUGAGCGAGAACAAGACCCCCGUAUGGAACGGGGAGUUCGGUCCUGUCUAUGCGGACCAGGUAUUCGACGUCGAUGCCGAGACUGUAAACCAGGAGCGAUACAAUCUCCUCGGUGACCAGCUGCGCAUUUACGAUAAGUAUAACAUCAGCUGGUCGAUCUGGCUCUACAAGGACAUUGGUCUGCAGGGUAUGAUCUAUACUAAUCCUGAAAGCAAGUGGAACAAGACGCUCAAGCCAUUCCUGGACAAGAAGAGGGCCUUCUGGCUUGAUAAAUGGGGCCGUCGGCCUCAGUCUGAGCCUGAGGCGGCUUUGAGGCCUUUGCUCGACUGGAUUGACCGUGUUAGUCCUACUGCUAAGGAUACUUAUCCCACCUCGUGGAAUACGGAGUUGCACGUCAUGCGGAGUGUCUUUUACACUUUCUUGGCAGCUUCGUUCGUGGAUGAGUUUGCUGAAUUGUUUAGAGGAAGCAGUGAGAAGGAUUUGGAAGAGUUGGCUAGGAGUUUCCACUUUGAGGCUUGUGUGCAGAGAGAGGAGGGAUUUGACAUGGCUGAAUCUCCUGUGUACCCGUCCAAUUUGGACAGCAUCUUUGAUGCCAGUUCACCUCUCAAGGACCGUAUCGAUCCAAUCCGAUUGACGUCAGACAACAUCCUCCCGAUCCUCAAUCUGCCCCUCAGUCACAAGGUGCUGGGUCACGAUGCCUCAGAAGAGUCUCUUGCACAGGUUGCAAGCGGCGAGAUCUCAUAUACUACCUUCGUUGCCGAUCAGGCCCGCGCCGCCCUUAAGUCUAGCGAUGACUUGACCACCGAACAAAAGCAAUCGCAACUCCUGCACCUUGGACUAGCCGCCUUGUUCAGCUUCCUGCAGUCUAACGUCACUGGCCCUCCCCUCGAAUACCGCUCAGCCGAAGCUGUGUUGCCUUCUAGCUUGCGAAUCGAACCUACAACCCUGAAAGCCGUGCGGGCAAAGAUCAUCCGUGACCUAACCCUGGACGGAGAAUAUGCCUACAAGCUCACACCCAACCCUGAAUUGUUUGCUGUCGCCAAGGCUUUGUUGGCCGAUGCGAGUAGCGAGGGACCGCUUGUGGCAACGACUGCGCGUAUGCGUACCAACUUCCUUCACCAAAAGAUGCUUUCUGAGGUCACGAGUACUCUCCAGGAUGUGAUCUACAAGGAUGUUGAGAUUCUGGACAAGGCUGAGCUGAACCCAGACGAGAGGAGUCGGUUCCUGCUGGAAAGGGCCACUAUCCACACUCACCACGGGUUUGAUGUCAAGGCACGGGAAGAUAUUGAUCAGGCGGCCAAGGUGCGGAGGUUCGAGUUCGCGCUGACUGGAAAGAUGGGCAAGCGCACAAAAUUCCAAGACCGUGAUAUCAGUCAGUUGGUCGUGUUGGCCAAGAGUGCUGAUGAGAUCCCACAAUCUUCGGAGCCUUCUGGACCUAAGAACUUGAAUUUGGACGACGACACCCUUCUUGAGGCCAUCUCUUUCUCAGACCAAAAGCCCGACGAACAAUCCCUGGCAAUUCAGGAUAAGGUUUCCGCAACUUUGGAUGCCAUUGAUGCCAAUAACCAGCCCAUUCUUCACCCCGUUGACUCUGCUCUCCUACUCGCACUUGCAUCUGCCAUUACUAACACCUCACCCGAGAACGGCCUUACCCGAGAGGAGACAAACCCGUACGCCACUCGAGUGCUCGAUGGCGGCAGCUCCAACUGGCAGAUCUAUACCCAAGCACUUCUCGUCCGCAGUCGGGUAGAGGGAUACCGUUCCCGUACUGUUGAGAGAGCUGUGCUGCAGAUGCAGGCUUUGGUCGACCAGGUCAUUGCGGACACCGCAACUAGCGACGACGCAGCUCAGAAUGAAUCAGGCGACCCUACAACCUUCCUGCCACGCCCUGAGCAAUCCGAGUCUGCCCCGGCCGCUGACCGACUCGAGCACAUCUGGAUCUUGAACUUCUCAACACGCUGGAGCCUCGAGGCCGAGCUUGCCAAGCGCUGGGUUGAUCUCGGUGGUCUGCGCACCGCGCUCGAGAUCUACGAGAGACUGCACAUGUGGGCCGAGGCAGCGCUUUGCUACGCCGCCACCGAGCGCGAAGACAAGGCGAAGAACGUCAUCCGCCGCCAGCUUUACCAAGCCACCGGCCCAGAUGAAAAUGAUGAAAAUGAGCAAUUUAACGGACCAGAGCGGUCACCACUGCCAGUAGAUGCCCCACGUCUGCUCUGUAUCAUGGGAGAUAUCGACAAAGACGAAAAGAUGUACGAGCGCGCCUGGGAGGUCUCCGGCGAGCGAUACGCCCGCGCCCAGCGCUCUCUAGCCCGCCACUACCUCACCUCCACACCCCCGCAAUUGGAAAAGGCCGAGGAAGCCUAUAAGAAGAGUCUGCAUAUCAACCGUCUCAACCAGGGCGCAUGGUUCGCUCUCGGCUGCGUGCAGCUCGAGCUCCAGAAAUGGCAAGAAGCAACCGACACCUUCACCCGCACUGUGCAACUCGAUGACACCGACGGCCAGGCCUGGAGUAACCUUGCCGCCGCGAUGCUACGCAUGCCCGACCCCGAGCCCGCCCCAGAGGUGAUCGACGAUUCCACCGGCGAGGUCUCCGUCGCCGAAGUCGAUCCCCACAAGCGCAAGCGCGAGGCCCUAUCAGCCCUCCAGCGCGCAGCGCAACUCAAGGGCACUGACGCCCGCAUUUGGGAUAACGUCCUGACAGUCGCAGCGUCCAUCCCACCGCCGGAAACACCAUUCCGUGAAGUGAUCACCGCGCAGAAGCGCAUCAUUGAGCUUGCUGGCCCGAAGCAGGGCGAGAAGUGUGUCGAUGUGGCGAUCUUGGGCAUGCUCGUUGAUUUCCUGAACGUGGCGUUCGAGUAUGAGGACUUACUUAUUCGCACUGACGAUCCAUCUGAAGCCCCGAUUGUCCGCACCGGUACUAUCCCCGGUCAGAUCAUCUCGCUGGUUGAUCAGAAUGUCGUCCCGCUUAUCACGCACUCUUCGGUGCUGUGGCAGAUUGUUGCUCGCGUUGAAGUCUUCCGUGGUCGGCCUUCCAAGGCGUUCGAGUGUCACGAGAAGGCAUGGCGCGCUACUGUUGCUGCUAAUGCCCAGGGUGCUUUCCAGAUGGGUGAUGAGAAGCCCUGGCUCGAGGUUGUGAAGGCCACAGAGAAGCUUGUGAGGGAUGGAUAUGCUAAGUUUGGUCCCAUGGACCGUGAAGAUCAGAAGGUUGAGGAUGGCCAGGAGGCUGAGCUUGUCGCGAAGGACUGGCGGUUCAAGUCUCGAAGUGCCGUGAGAGGAAUCAUGGGCAAGGGAAAGGACUUCUGGGAUGGCACGGAAGGCUGGGACCGCUUGAAGCAAUUGCAGUCUGAGGUUACGGGAAAUUAG
This is a messenger RNA of Penicillium griseofulvum, 4197 nucleotides long. Its product is annotated as Glycoside hydrolase, superfamily. The record is from RefSeq and is a predicted model, not a curated record. NCBI's taxonomy places the organism in Eukaryota, Fungi, Ascomycota, Eurotiomycetes, Eurotiales, Aspergillaceae. Bases 1 to 4197 code for a protein of 1398 amino acids. Gene Ontology annotation, molecular function: hydrolase activity, hydrolyzing O-glycosyl compounds; protein binding. The transcript has 5 exons.